Molecule: messenger RNA, 2793 nt
Organism: Acytostelium subglobosum LB1
Lineage: Eukaryota; Evosea; Eumycetozoa; Acytosteliales; Acytosteliaceae
Exons: 5
Coding region: 1-2793 (930 amino acids)
Source: RefSeq, a predicted model, not a curated record
AUGAUUGAGAGGAGUCGAGGAGGAGGACGAGGAGGUGGAGGAGGAACUUCGUCCAAGUCAACAACUUCCUCAAACAGUUCAUAUACAUACUCUGAUCACUCAAGUAGUGACGACGAUUACUAUCAUCGUGGUGAUGGUGGUGGAAGUGGACAACGAGGUCGUGGAUCAUCGUCAUCAUCAACAACGUCAACAUCAUCAUCCUCAUCCUCAAACAAGAACCGAACAACGAAUGGACCAACAACUGGAGAGUACAAGACACCUGCACCAUUAACAAUCAGACAAGAGAGUUCAAAGACUUUGGCACAAGGAAGACAAUCAUCCUCAUCAUCAUCAUCACGAUCAAUGGAUGGAGCAAGGGAUAGAGUAAGAGACAGGGACAGGGACAAUGGCGCAUCACCAAACCCUCUGACCAUGUCAUCAAUAUUCCGGACAAUGACCAAUCCUGUCAAUCCAAUGCUCUCACCAAUCAAUGACAGCAGUAAUGGUGGUGGAGGUCAUUCCAUUCCAGUUGAGGACAUGGUGGACCUUAUGGACCAACCCCACCACAACACCAAGGCCAAUGGUCGAGGCCACCAACCCUCACGAUUACCCAACGGUCACCACCACUCUUCUGGAACAAUGUAUAGCGAUGAGGAGAGUGUUGGUAACAAUCACUCGCGGGUACAAUCUAGCAACAACAACACCGAUGGCAAGAAGAAGUUGAAACUCACAAUCAAACUCCAACAACAACAACAACAACAACAACAACAACAACAACAACAACAGCAACAACAACUACUACACCAUGAUCUGCUACGUCCAAAGUCAAAGAGUAGUACGGCACACUUGUUAAGUCCAAUGGUGGUCGAGAAGAAGAGGAAACCUGACGAGGACGAGGAGGUUGAUGGCAAUCUGGACCUUGAUCGUUCAGAGUUGGACGCCAACACAGCACUGUACAGCGAGGAUGAGGAAAUGUUCAAGGACAUCUCCAUCAGGAUCAAUGAUUCAGUGAGUGGCACACUUCUAAGUGAUGAUGAUAGUGAUUAUGAUCGUGAUCGUAAUCGUGGUCGUGAUCGUGAUGUCAACAGCAAUGUCAAGGUGGACUCACCAUUGCUCAAGAGUAACAACAACAACAACAAUGGUAGUAGUCGUGGCAAGGAUAGUUGGCGAGAUAACAGAGAUAAUAAUAGAGAUAAUAAUAGAGAUAAUAAUAGAGAUAGGAUAAGAGAUAGAGAUAGGAAUAGGGACAGUGGAGAUAGAAGUAAUAGACAAAGCACGAAUAAUAAUAAUAAUAGUAAUAAUAAUAAUAAUAAUAAUAAGGAUAGGGACAAUGAUAGAAGGACUGAACAAGGAUCAUCAUCAUCAUCAAGGAGAGAUUCAACAUCGACACCACCACUUCCACCACUUCCUUCCAAUCCAUUCUCAGUGUCCGAGGCUGAUAGGAUGAGUGUAGAGCUUGGUGGCUCAAGCUCAAAGAAGAGAUCAUCACCUCCAAAUAACAACAACAAUAAUGGUAGAUCGAAUGAGAAGGAUCGUGCAAGACUAUCAAGAGCCGCUGGUGGUGGCGGAGGUCAGGAGGACAAAGAGCCAAAGGAUGGAAGAGACAAGGAUAACAACAGGGAUGGAAGAGACAGAGAUAGAGAACGCGAAAGGGAUAGAGACAGAGACAGACGAGACAGAGGUGAUAGGGACGAUAGAGGUGACAGAGAUAGGGAAAGAGACAGAGGUGGUGAUAGAGACAGAGAUAGCAGGGAUGGUCGCGACAGAGGAGGUGGAGACAGAGACAAGGAAAGAGAUAACAGAGAUAACAGAGAUGAAAGAGAUAGGGAUAGAGAUAGGGACAGAGAUAACAAGGAUAAAGAGAAGGAGAAGGAAAAGGAGAAGGAGAAGGAUAGGACAAGAGAUAAGGAGAAGGAGAAGGAGAGGAGUAGAGAUACUAAGAAGGAAUCAAAGAGAGACAUGAUGGAUACAGGUGAUUCAUCAUCGGCGAAUAGUCGUGGAGGAGGAAAGAGAGGAAAGAGUGAUGAGAUCAGUCAGAAGCAGGUGAUCGAUAGACUCCACAUCGAUACAAAGAGUCUAAAAGCCAAGGCGACAGCACUCCAGAACGAGGGAGACACUGAAUGUCUUGAUAUCCUGCUCCAAGUCGGUCUUGCAUACAUCCACAUUGGACAGCUCAUGACUGAUGUUGAUCCAGCUUCCAAGACUGCAGGAUACUACGCAUCGACUGCCUCAUACUUUUUUGCCACCGCUCGUCUGGCAAUCAAUACAUUCAAACUGGAUGCGACUGGAACAUUCUUUCUUCGAUGCGCGGCAUUCUGCUUUGCCAAGUCUUUCGGUUUGAAGAGAGAACAACUGAGGGUGGCAAGAAAGGAGCUGGUUGUACAGUUCCCUGUUGGCACUCCAAAGUUAUUUAACACAGCGACGACGCCAUCAGCAUCGUCGCAUGGCAACACACCUUCAAUACCAACUUCUCCACCAUCACCAAGAGGUGGUGGCAGUGGCAGCCACUCAUCAUCGACGCUCACCGUGCCAACUGCCACGCAUGGUGGAGGACCAACAAGCUCGAACAAGAAGGUGGCAUUCUUCUUGCGCGAACUGGACGAGCUUUACAACUACUUUGAUUGCUGUGAGAGAGCUAAUAAGAUCGCCUCACACAGCCCUCAGAGUUGCCUGGCGUUUGACAAAGACUACUUUGCCUCGCCAUGCUCCCAAUUCAUCGAUCAUGUCAAGAAGGAGUGGGAGAGGCUAUCUCCCAACAAGGUCGUUGGCAACACUAGCAGCAGCAGCAGCAGCGGCAAUAUUUAUAAAUCAUAG